Messenger RNA from Ixodes scapularis (black-legged tick), 2552 nucleotides. Its product is annotated as atlastin-3. Gene Ontology annotation, molecular function: GTPase activity; GTP binding. The transcript is spliced from 8 exons. Gene Ontology annotation, biological process: protein homooligomerization; endoplasmic reticulum organization. The record is from RefSeq and is a predicted model, not a curated record. Lineage: Eukaryota; Metazoa; Arthropoda; Arachnida; Ixodida; Ixodidae. Bases 791 to 2332 code for a protein of 513 amino acids.
GUGGCCGCUUAUCUAGCCAGCGGUAGAGUGCCUUCAUACACACGCGCGCCUUUGCUUGAGUGGUGACAUCUCAGCCAUUUUUCCGCUCAAUUGUUUUUCAUGCCUUUUGAAGUGCGCGUAAUCCGGUGUCACUCAGCUCGAGCGCGUAGCUUUAGCUAAUGCAUAGACGCCAUUUUACCGCCCGAGUCAUGCACCGAGUGCGCGAGAGCGUCACGCGCUGGCACAUUUAGUGCAACAAUGGAUGUCUUCACCCUGAGACAGACAGACAUGCAGGCACCCUAGCCAGCGGAAAAUGGACGCGCCCGGGGUAGGUGGUGUGGCUUAUACCGCAGAUGGGCCACGUCCAUAAUCAUUUCCAGGGGUGCGCCAGCGGCACAUUAACCCAAAGGGCGAGGGAAGACACGCCCUCUUCGAGGAAUGCGGCCUUGCCUCCGUAUCUGGGAUGACGUCACCAUAACGCUCCCACGGCCACACGGCCUGCGUGUGCUAGGCCUAGAUAGGGAGACGGGAAACACGUGUUUCUCAUACGCAGACGCAGACGACGUUGCGAAGGAGCAGACGACGCUCAGAUAGGGGGUCGCGAUCAGCCAAUCAGGGCUCGGCGUUCUGAUGUCACCACUACCCCUUGCGCAAGAAGCAGACGAACACCAUUAUUUAACGGCGGAGGCCUACUGCGAGCUUUCAGAUUGGAAAGUAAAGCCCCGGAGCUCAGACGAGCGAGUGACUUGCUGCCUAGACAACCGAUAAAGGCUCUAGACUCGAGCGCGCGGUUAAAUAGGAGAACGAAACAAUGCCUGGUGUGGACACCGCAGCCGAUGGCAAACGACUGGUCGGUAAACCAGUCACCGUGAUUGCAGUUAAUAAGCAAGGCAAGCUCAUUCUAAAUUCUGAGGCGCUUCGAAGUGUUUUGCUCCAGAAGGACGUUCGGAACCUCCCCGUGGUCGUGCUCUCGGUGGCCGGAGCCUUUAGGACUGGCAAGUCUUCCAUACUCAACGUGUUACUCAGGUUUCCUUUCCUCCAAUUCAAGAACUGGCUGGGCGAUCCGGAUAAGCCACUGGAAGGCUUUCCCUGGAUGUCCGGUAGUGACCCACACACCGAGGGCAUCGUGUUUUGGAGUCACCUGUUCAGGGCCACCACCGCAGAUAAGAAAAAGGUGGCAGUCCUUUUGGUAGACACCCAGGGUUCCUUUGGUACAAGUGCGUCGACCACCGUGAGCGUACACAUCCUCGCCCUCAGCGUGCUCAUAUCGUCGAUCCAAGUAUUCAACGUAAUGAGGAAUCUACAAUUGGAUCAUCUCCAGCAUUUACAGAUGUACUACAAAUACGGAAAACACGUACAAGAGCUGGAGGGCGGAACGUCAGGCUUCCAGCUGUGUGUCUUCCUGGUGCGUGAUUGGCAGUGGCCAAAAGAGUACGAGUACGGCUGGGAAGGAGGCGAGCGACUUCUCCAGAAAAUACUCGGGGUGGAGUCAAAAAACAAAGCGACCGAUGAGCUGCGCGACCUGCGCACCUACUUCGAAUCGUGCCUCUCUUCUCGAAACUGCUUCCUGAUGCGUCCACCAAGGCUUACCGACGACGGCUGCAGCCUUAAUGGGGCAGUUAAUGGUAUUACACCAUCCUUCAAUGAGCACCUCAGAGAUUUCGUGCGGGGAGUACUUUCUCCCAGUACACUCGUCGUCAAGACUUUGCAUGGAGUGCCCCUCACUGCCUCGGAACUGUGCAAGUUUGUUGAGAAAAUAACACCAGUGUUUUCUUCCGAGGAACUUCCGGAGCUUGACCUUAUGGUCGUGAAAACAGAUGAAUACCUCGCGGAGCUUGCGCGAGAGAAAGCUUUGAUGGAGUACUGUUAUUGUAUCAAACAGGUAUUCCUGUCUGAUGGAACAUUAAUUUCACCUGAGGAACUCAAGCAGAAGGAAAAGAACAUGCGGAAAAAGGUCCUGGAAUCAUUCGACAAUGCAGCACGUCUGAAGCUCAAUGAAUGCAAAGAGAAAGAACGGGAAACUUUGACCAAGGAAUUGAAAACGAUUUUUAGUGCUUUCUGGAAAAGCUACCAGGACGUCAGGAAGAAGUACGAAGAAAGCAAAAAGUUGCAGGAAGAUCUUAUGAUAGCGCAUGAGAGCUUAUGCGCCAUUGCCCGUGCUGCAUCGUCGCUCGCCGAUAUCAUGCCUGCGAAGGCCAUCCCUACGGCAAUCCUCGCUGCGACGACAAUCGCUGCGCAUCUAGCUGCUGUUGGCACUGACGUGGCCGCAAAGGUUACAGAUCGGAAGAACAAGAAGGAUUUAGCGGACGGAGCAAGAAAGCUUGCAGCCGACUUGGAGGAAAAACAGUCUUAGGGGGGAGAGUUGGACGCCGAUGACUCGACAGGUCUUAUUCGAUAAGUGUAAGCAAUAAUGGCUUCCCAGUGCAUGCAUAAAGAUGGGCUUCUUUGCUCCUCUACUUGUCGGUUCUUGCUUUUUAUUAUGUGCCAUGUGCCAGCUGCAGACGUGUCAUGGCGAUGCACGAGGCACAUACGAGCUUUGUUUGUCACGUUGAAAUAAAAGAACCUGUUGCAGA